CUCCAGGCUUUUUCAGAGUUCCGAUCGAAACUCCGUAUUGAACCGAAGAAACCGAGAGAUUUUGGAACGAGAAACACCUUCGGAGUUCUGAUGAGAUUCUCAAGCUGUAAGAAAAAAAAUCAUUAAAGCAAAAUCUUAAACCGGAGUCUACCGAUUUCCAUAAGUACCGAAUCGGAUCCGGUAUAGUCAUCUAUUGGCUCCGCCGCAAGUUCGAGUGUUCCUCCUAAAUCUUCUUCAGACCCAACCAAAACCCUUCCCCCGUUUCUUGCUUUCACUAAUCUCGCCGGCGAUUUUUUUUCCUUUCAAAGUCGCAAACAUUGUCCUCGAUCUCAAUUGGGUUUCCCAGAAAAGUUUCCACUUUCCCAUAGAAAAAAUCGUUUCAUGGUUACGACCUUGGAGUCGCGGGUAAAAUGCUAUGGAGAUGCAAUUGGGUGAAGCAGAGGAAGAGAAUCCUUAACACACUCAGUCUCUCUUCGGUUCAAGAUCAAUUCACCACGAAACCAAGUGAAUACUCUCCAAGAAUUGCUCCGAAGCCACCACUCACGCACGAUAAUGUGUAUUCUUACUUACGAGAGUCACCAUCCGAUCUCAAAACUUUGAAUUACUUCUUCUGGUGCGCGAAGCAGAACAGCUACUUCCACGAUGAUCGAGCAUUUGAUCACAUGGUUAGUGUUGUUGAGAAACUAACUCGGCAAUACAAUAGCAUCGAUCGAGUCAUAGAGGAACUGAAGCUAUCUGGUUGUGAGAUUAAGCCUCGUGUUUUCUUGUUACUGUUGGAGAUCUUUUGGCGUGGUCAUAUCUACGAUAAGGCUAUCGAGGUCUACAAUGGCAUGAAUGGUUUCGGAUAUGUGCCCAACGCUCGUGCCAUGAAUAUGAUGAUGGAUGUUCAUUUCAAACUCAAUCUUCUUUAUGGAGCUCUUGAAAUUUUCGAAGGGAUACGUUUUCGAAAUUUCUUUAGUUUCGACAUUGCAUUGUGUCAUUUUUGCAGUCGAGAGUAUUUAGUUAUGGUUAAGAUAGUUUUGAAGAUGAUGAUUAGAGAAGGUUUUUAUCCUAACGGUGAGAGGUUUGGCCAGAUUAUUAGACUGUGCUGUAGAAAAGGCUGCGUCGCUCAAGGGUUUCAAGUGGUUGGAUUGAUGAUAUCUAGUGGAAUCUCUGUUUCUGUUCAUGUCUGGAACAUGUUGGUUAGUGGUUGUUUUCGAUCAGGAGAGCCGCAAAAGGCGGUUGAUCUGUUCAAUAAGAUGAUUCAGAUCGGUUGCUCUCCUAAUCUCGUGACAUAUACUAGUCUAAUCAAAGGGUUUAUGGAUUUUGGAAUGGUUAACGAAGCGUUUAGUUUGCUAAGUAUUGUGCAAUCCCAAGGUUUAGCUCCAGAUAUUGUUCUUUGCAAUAUGAUGAUACAAACAUUCACUAGACUCGGAAGAUUCGAAGAAGCUCGUAACGUUUUCACCAGUUUGCAAAAAAGGAAACUUGUGGCGGAUCAGUAUACUUUUGCUUCAAUACUGUCUAGUUUAUCUUUGUCCAGGGAGUUUGAUCUCGUUCCUAGGAUCGCCAGCGGUAUAGGAACAGAUUUUGAUCUGGUAACUGGAAACAUACUCUUGAACUGUUUCAGCAAGGUUGGUCACAAUCUGUAUGCGUUGAAAGUACUCCGCAGCAUGUCUAACAAAGACUUUGCCUUGGAUUGUUAUACAUUUACUGGUUAUCUUACUGCGCUUUGUCGAGGAGGAGCAUCUCGCGAGGCUGUUAAGAUGUAUGAGAUCAUAAUCCGGGAGAACAAAUGUCUCGAUGCUCAUUUUCAUACUGCGGUAAUCGACAGUCUCAUAGAGCUUGGUGAAUACACUACCGCGAUUCAUUUGUUUAAACGGUGCAUCUUGGAGAAGUAUCCUUUAGAUGUUGUGUCGUAUACAGUAGCUAUGAAGGGGCUUGUGCGCGCGAAUAGGAUCGAUGAAGCUUGGUCUUUGUUUUACGAGAUGAAAGAAGAUGGGGUUUCUCCGAAUCGACGUACUUACAGGACUCUUAUCUCUGGUUUGUGCAAGGAGAAAGAGAAUGAGAAAGUGAAAAAGAUUUUACGGGAAUGCAUUGAGGAGGGAGUUGAGUUGGAUCCUAAUACUAAGUUUAAAGUUAUUAGUCUAUUGUCUCGAUAUCGCAGAGAUUUCUCUGAGUUUAGAUCGGUUUUUGAGAAAUGGAGAUCGGAUUUCACAGAGAACGUGGAUGUUUCUGAUUCGGACGAUAAUUUAGCUGUUUCUGUUGGUUGAGGUGGAGGACAAUGUAUAAUGUACAAUUGGCUUGGCGCUGUAAUUAUACAUUUUAUAGACUGUAUCAUCAAAAAUGUGACCACUAGUUUACAAUUUCU
Camelina sativa (false flax) is the source of this 2347-nucleotide messenger RNA. RefSeq names its product putative pentatricopeptide repeat-containing protein At1g16830. Gene Ontology annotation, molecular function: protein binding. Lineage: Eukaryota; Viridiplantae; Streptophyta; Magnoliopsida; Brassicales; Brassicaceae. The record is from RefSeq and is a predicted model, not a curated record.